Molecule: messenger RNA, 507 nt
Organism: Nezara viridula (southern green stink bug)
Lineage: Eukaryota; Metazoa; Arthropoda; Insecta; Hemiptera; Pentatomidae
Source: the annotation of a GenBank genome assembly
AUGGCGCGUUUUAGGUCGAGAGCCUCUUCAAGGCUCAUGGAACGCUAUGAGAAGUUGGGAAAACUCGGAGAAGGGAGCUAUGGAGUUGUAUUUAAGUGCAGAAAUCGGGAGUCCGGGCAAUUGGUCGCAAUUAAGAAGUUCGUUGAGUCGGAAGACGAUCCGCUUAUCAGGAAGAUAGCACUUCGAGAAAUCAGGCUUCUUAAGAGCCUGAAGCACCCAAACCUCGUCAACUUAGUGGAAGUUUUUCGGCGGAAAAGGAGACUUCACCUUGUCUUCGAGUACUGUGAAAGAACUGUUCUUGGAGAGUUGGAACGACACCCACAAGGAUGCCCUCAGGGUCUGGUCAAGCAGAUGAUAUGGCAGACACUCCACGGCAUACUCUACUGCCAUCAGCACAACUGCAUCCACAGGGACAUCAAACCUGAAAACAUUCUUCUGACUGCCAAUGGUGUUGUCAAGUUGUGCGAUUUUGGCUUCGCCCGGCUUAUGAGUAUGUACAUUCUUUAA